This is a messenger RNA of Rhipicephalus microplus (southern cattle tick), 847 nucleotides long. RefSeq lists its product as uncharacterized. Gene Ontology annotation, molecular function: amine binding. The record is from RefSeq and is a predicted model, not a curated record. NCBI's taxonomy places the organism in Eukaryota, Metazoa, Arthropoda, Arachnida, Ixodida, Ixodidae. Gene Ontology annotation, biological process: symbiont-mediated perturbation of host defenses.
AUUCGCUCCUCAACACCACGCCCCGUGGCGAAAAACCAGCACUCGUGGUCACAGCAUGUCGUCGUGGAAGAUCUUGGUUUUGUCGGCUGCCUGCUUUGGCGCUCUCCUGGGCGUCCGAGCGCAGCAGGUCAACGUGAGAGAUCCAGAAUUGGGAGAAUUUCAGGACGACGGCAAAUGUUUUCCGUUGAAGCAGCCGUGGUUCGUGGCGUUCCGCAACUACGAGGUGGACCCUUUCUUCGGCCUGGCGGCAAAGUGCGUUCGCUUCAGCCCUACGGACGUCCCGUACGUCGACAACGCGACGCACGUCAAGGUUGAGUACGGCGACCACGACAGUCUGGACCUGAGUGUUCAGCUGGUUCGCACUGAUGGCUAUCACCACCAAAAUGCCCUCCGAGUGUCACCAACAGGAGGAGCGCAGGUCGAGAUUGACCUGCCCAUUGAUUACGUGGACUGCAGCACUUGCAAGAUCAUCAGACACCCGUACGCAGGAAGGGCUGCCUGCAGUUUGCUCGUCACUGCCGAGCACAUCGAAAACCCUCCGAACGCCUGCCACUUCAUCUAUCGGCUGCUGUGUGGCGCCACUAAAAUUCCCAUCUACGACGAAAGUUGCAAGAAGCAUCACUGAUCACCCCGGUCGCACCUACAUCAUAUCGCCAUCGCUGUGUACAUACCAGAUAUUCCUUUCAGGAUUGAGUAAAUGUAUAUAUAAAUGCAUAAUUUGCGCAAAUAUAACUUCUUUUCUCUCUGAAGACCAUUGUUCGAAGUGCAUUGUUUACAUAAUUAUGUAGUAAAGUUUACCUAUGACUGAUUGAAAUAAAAGCGGCGUAAUGCGCCUUGACGAAGACAA